AUGGUGAAGCAUGACGGGCAGGCUGGCUGCUUGUUUCUUCCUUUGAGAGGGCUGAGGAGAGGAGUUUACCUUCCAGCUCUGUUUGGUCUCAUUACAUGCGGGAUCAGGUCUGUGCCGUUCCAGUCCUCUGAACAGAAGCCUCAACCCAGCGCCUCUGGAGAGCUGUCAGCUGCCUCAUCUCAGCUGGCCAGCUUGACAGGAAUGAUGUACCUGGAAGAGAGGCGCCUUGUUCAUCGAGACCUAGCAGCUCGUAAUGUCUUGGUGAAGUCACCAAAUCAUGUGAAGAUCACUGACUUUGGUCUGGCCCGACUCUUAGAAGGGGAUGAAAAGGAAUAUAAUGCUGAUGGAGGGAAGAUGCCAAUUAAAUGGAUGGCCCUGGAGUGCAUCCACUAUAGGAAAUUCACCCAUCAGAGUGACGUUUGGAGCUAUGGGGUCACGAUUUGGGAACUAAUGACCUUUGGUGGAAAACCCUAUGACGGAAUCCCAACAAGAGAAAUACCAGAUUUAUUAGAGAAAGGGGAACGCUUGCCUCAGCCUCCUAUCUGCACCAUUGAUGUUUAUAUGGUCAUGGUCAAAUGUUGGAUGAUUGAUGCUGACAGCAGACCUAAAUUCAAAGAACUGGCUGCUGAAUUUUCCAGAAUGGCUCGUGACCCUCAACGAUACCUAGUCAUUCAGGGCGAUGAUCGUAUGAAGCUUCCUAGUCCAAAUGAUAGCAAGUUCUUCCAGAAUCUCCUGGAUGAGGAGGACCUGGAAGAUAUGAUGGAUGCUGAGGAAUACUUAGUGCCUCAAGCCUUCAACAUCCCACCACCUAUCUAUACUUCCAGAGCAAGAAUUGACUCUAAUAGGAACCAAUUUGUGUAUAGAGACGGGGGCUUUGCUACAGAACAAGGUGUAUCUCUGCCAUACAGGGCCACCAGCUGUAUAAUCCCCGAAGCCCCUGUUGUUCAAGGGGCCACAGCGGAGAUUUUUGAUGACACGUGUUGUAACGGCACUCUGCGCAAACAAGUGGCUCCUCUUGUCCAGGAGGACAGCAGCACCCAAAGAUAUAGUGCUGACCCCACGGUAUUUGCAGCAGAACGGAGCCCACGAGGAGAAAUGGAUGAAGACGGGUAUAUGACUCCAAUGCGUGACAAACCCAAACAAGAUUACCUGAACCCUGUGGAAGAGAAUCCUUUUGUUUCCCGGAGAAAGAAUGGGGACCUUCAAGCUUUGGAUAACCCUGAAUAUCAUAACGCCUCCAAUGGGCCUCCAAAAGCAGAGGAUGAGUACGUGAAUGAGCCACUGUACCUCAAUACCUUUGCCAACACCUUGGGAAAUGCAGACUACCUGAAGAACAAUGGACUGCCUGGGCCGGAGAAAGCCAAGAAAGCUUUUGACAACCCUGAUUACUGGAACCACAGCCUUCCUCCUCGGAGCACCCUUCAACACCCAGACUACCUGCAGGAGUACAGCACAAAAUAUUUUUACAAACAGAAUGGACGGAUCCGGCCUAUUGUGGCAGAGAACCCUGAAUACCUCUCUGAGUUCUCCCUGAAGCCAGGCACGGUGCUGCCUCCUCCACCCUACAGACACCGAAACACGGUGGUGUAGGCCUAUCAGUGUCCCAGAAGUGGAGAGACAUUCCCUCUCCAGUGUCCAUGCCCCACCCCUUUUUGGUCCCCCCUCUCUUUCUCUUGUGGGCUUCCUCUACUUUCCAGGCCAGUCUUUUUCAAGAUACCCAAACAGAAGCUGUUAAGGAUGCACUGAGAGAAUGAAAAGUCCUGUGCUAUUCUAGUUUGGAACUUAGAAUGAAGGAAAGAAAGAGAAAGACAGGAGGGACCACGCUGUUUUCGGUUUCUCCACAUGGGGAGGUCAAGAGGACAGAACAGCCAGGGAAGGACCAGUAAAUGUCACUUGGCAGUGUUGCCUGCUGUCAAAAUAGUUCUUGAUUUUUAAAACUCAAAUGCUAUAGAGAAAGUCACGUGGUGUCUGUUUCUAUCAGCAGGAACUGAUGAGCGCAUAUUCAGCAUUCCUGGAAAUCACAAUAUAGUUUCCAUUAGGAAAAGGACAAUUUUUUAUAUCACAUAUGAUAGUAUAAUAAUUGAGAUUGAGAAUCCAAUUUCUGUAACAAUUUCUAUCCUGGCAACUGAAAAUGGCUAACUUGGCUUUCAUAACUAUUUGAGUCUCCAUCAAAGCUAUAAGAAAUAAUUAUGUGAUUUCUUGUCUUUGGCCAAUCCCUUCAUCUUAGCCCCUCUCCCAAUUUUUGGCCCUUUUUUUCUAAUUACAGAGAUUUUACAUUGAUGCUUCAGUGCAUAUCAUUUACAUUUUUAUGUGUUGAAAUAAUUUAACAAAAUUGUUUAAAUAAGAAUUCCUCUUAGGACUGCAAAAAUGGCAAAACCUCAAAUUUGCAAUUUUUUGAGGUUAAAAAGGAGGCCAAGACAUAAGAUUUAUACAACCAAAAUCUUGUUUUCAUGAUUUAUUGUAAUAAACACGAGACCUACAUACACAAAGUACAUCUCCCAAACUUUCACUGCUCCCUCUAGUCCAUUAUUGAUAAUAGUUAAAAGGCAGUAGGCAACGCUGGGUCUAAGAGACAAACCAAGAGACAGUUCCAUGUGGUUCAUGAAAACUGCUGAUAUAUUCAGGGGGUGGUCCACUGAAUAAUCUUUUAAACUGGAAGAAAAACACUGGAUUGGGUGAGCUUACAUACCUGGCAAAAUGCUAGGGAAUGUAGUUUGCACUUAAGCUACAAUUUUAUUUGUUCUCAUUCUGAACUGUUCUGGAUUUUGAAAGAAGCAAUAUGGAAGUGACCAGCAAAUUCAAAUUAUUUAAAUAUGUUUUUUUAAAAGAAUAAUGAUGAAGAAAGACUGUGGAAAUGCCAAACCAAGUAAAUUACAUCUUUGGAACAAUAUCCAGGGAUUGUGGGAGGGCCAAGCACAUUGUCUACUUGUGACAUCACAACGAUGUUAUGGAGAAAGGCCACCCAGUCCUCAUGCUCCAUAUGAAGGAAAUUGACAUGAGCAAGACCUGAGCUGAAGUCCAUGGAGUGUCUAGUAUUAGGACUAUAGUUGUUGAAUUAGAAGUUAACUCUAGCACAUAAGAUGGUAUAGUAUGUAGAAGGUUUAAAAAAAACCAGACAUGCAUGGCUCAGAGGAAUUGGGAUUAUAAAAGUAUAAAUGAUCAUGAUGAUUUUUUCCAAGCUUUGAUUUUAUUUUCUGACUCACUGAUCUUUUUUUUUUUUUUACUUUUGCAUAAUGAGUUUUAUUUAACCAUUAUGGUACCUCUGAUUUUGAAAACCUUUCCAUUGUAUCAUUGUGAAUUUUAACACUAACUAGAUGUGAGACGGUGAUGGGCCUAGUGGCAGUAAUAAGAGCUUCAGAUGCACUAGAAAUGUUCUUCUUUGGGGUGUGAGUAAAAAGAAAAAUUCUACCUAAGAUAGACUUAGAGAUACAUUCAAAUCUAAAAUUUAAGCAAUUUCAUUGAAAACGAUCACUGACCUUAUAGAGGGGGUUUGGGGAAACCCCAGAGUAAAGGCCAUUUUUCUAUAUAGUUUGUAUGAGUAAAUUGCCUUAGAGUGGCCAUUGAGUUUCUUUAUUUGUACAUAUCUUAUUAGACUCUUAUCAUUCAGGGACUGUUAACAGAGACUGAAUUUUAUUUUUGUCCUCUGUAAUUUGGAAAGAGUACCUUGUGAUUUCAUUCAGAGAGCAUGGGUAAUCGAGAUGCUGCUACCAAUUAUAUUAAGUGUUACCAUUGCAUUAUGAACUAGGCUAGAGUGAUAUGGAAACCCUGCAUCAACUGGACUGCCUGGACAUAAACUCAAGAGGACUCAGAGAUAGUGCUAUAACUUUGUCACCAAGAAAUCAUCUAUAGUAAUAAGGGGACUUUAGUACAAAUUAGGGGACUUUAGCCAUAAACCCCAGAAGGAGAACAGUCAGGAGUGGGAAGUCUUUCCAAGCCAUGAAAAAGAGAAAGUGUCAAGGAAGGAAUGUAAGUCCUUCCAGAACUGCACCAGCAACUAGAGUGGCUUCCUGGAGGGAAGGAGUAAAAUGAGGGAAUCCUUAAUAAUUCAGGGUUUAUUAGGGACAUAUUAGUAGCCUUCAGGCCAUUCAUUCAUUUGAAUGGAUCGCUUAAAGAGAGUCUUGACAAUAUGGGUUCUAGCACACUUUUUAAAAAAAUAAUUCUGUCUCCUGGUAGUCAGUAAUACCAACAUCUUUCUUAUUUCCCCCCUUUUUAAAAAAAGUUGUAUCACAUUUAUAUAGUAUCUACCACAAUAGUACUCGGGUAUCAUGAAAAAAUGGUGAAGAAAAUGGUUACUUUGUGGGCAGUAAAUGAGGGUUCUGUUGAAGUGUGAUAGGUAAGUGGUUGCUGGGAAGUAAGAGUAUCUCAAUCCCACUGCACCAUUAAAAAGAUCUGACCCUUAAUGGAUCAGAUAAGCAAGUAGAAGAUGGAUCAAUAGUGUGUUAUAUAAUCCAAAUUGACCCAAAUAAUUCUACCUGAUUAUUCUCCUUUAAUUAUUCCAGCAAUAUUCAUGUUAUUUCCUAGAAAUGAAUCUGGAUGUGAUAUACUAAGAAGAGAGUGAAAAUAUUUCAUUGGUUUCCAAGAUGGUGGCUUUUAGCUAGUAGAGCCAAAAAACAAACAAACAAAAAACAAAAACCCUGCAGUUGGGACCUACAUUGCUCUCUAGGGGAUCAGAUUCCAGAGGAUGGUUUUACUAAUGGGAACUCUCAGAUUUUCUUGUGUAAAUUUGUGAUAUCUGAAAGUAAAUUCCAAGUGAGUGAACUUUUCAAAUCUACAGAUCUUGUUUGUAGAUAAACCUCUCUUAGGAAAUCACAUUUCCAGCAACAAAAAGCUUUGAAGAUAAGUAGUUAUUAACAUGGUUAAGUAGUUCUUAGAUGGCAAGAUAUAGUGAAGCUCACUGCCCCUAAACUGGGUUAGGCCCUAGUGCCUGCAGAAGCAUCUCAAAAAGGUUAUGUGUUCACACACAUGAGUGUGUUUUCCCAAUGGAGACAAUUCUUUCCUAGACUUCUCAGUGGCAUAAACAGGACUUGUGAUUAUGUGUCAGGUCAGAAAUUGAGUCUUUUUCCCAGUAAGCUUCUUUGAAAGAGUAAAUAAUGUUGAAUGGAAAUUAGUCAAAAAGUUAAAAAUGAAAGAGUUUAGUGUUUCAUCUCAUUCAAUGUAAAUACAAAAGGACUCAACAUCAGUCAUGACACAGAUAGACUGCAAAGCAUAACAUAGAACUCAAAGAACCCACUCUUUUUAAAAAUAUCUUAAGGAGGGACAGUCAGAGAGGUGUGUGGUUACCUCUUUAUUGUUGGAGUAAACCCAGGAAAAAAGACCUCAGGGCUCUGCUGCUAAAUGAAGCUGGAUCAUCUCUCUUUUUUCUGGAAUGUCAAGAGUGAACAAAACAUUUUUUUUUCAAAAGCCCUACAGGAAAAGAUGUAAAUACAAGUUUGUUCUAGAGCUAUCUAACUCUUCUUUCAAAACUUGAAUUAUUUAUUCAGUGGUAAUUGUUGUUCAUUUAACUAUUUUAUUCAGUUAUGUGGCAUUAGAAGAAAUGGUCAUGAAAGCUCAUUAGCAGGCCUGUUCUGGCACUGGAAGGGGAAAACAUUUUCUCCAAGCACUGGACAAGCAAACCAAACGAAAUAACUAACCACAUAAUACUUGAUGACAAAAAUAAGUUCAAAGGGAGAAAUUCAGGGUUGGCUGAACACAAACAAAUAACUGCCAUCAAUAUCCCUGCUUUCUGGAAAGAGCAUGAGAGCUAUUUAAAGAGCUGAACCUAUUGAUAACUUGUCUUAUGGAAGUUUUUUGUUGUUCUUUUUUAAGGUGGCAUACUAUAAGAUAUCUUUAAACAGUGAAAAAAUAUUUUUGAUUUUUUAAACCUCCCUUUAGACCUUUCUCCAUCUUUUUCAUUUAAUAUUAUGUAAAGCCAGUUAGGGAGCGAGGGAAGAGAGUAUAUCACCAUCUCAAAUAAAACUAACCUUUCAUCACUAACCGAAUGUCAGUUACAAUAAAGUCUCACGCCUGGCAUGUUAGGGGAUGGAGAAGGUAUGUGUGUACAUGGGGUUUGGGGUAUGUCACUUUAAACAAAAUUUCACUCCCCCAUUCCCUUUGGUUCUUCUUCCUAAGACCUAUUAGUGAAAUAUGUACAUUAUUAUUUGAGUAAAAACAGGGUAUGAUUGCACUCUCUCCUCAAAAAUAAAAAGAAACAGAAAUAGUCAUCUAUAAUAGAGUACCCUCUGCAUUUCAAUUGGCUUGGAUGCCAGGUACUGGACUGAUAAUUCACGGUUAGCAUUAUCAGAAAUGUUUGUGUUCUUCAGUUUUCUGAAAGGGAAAGCUCCUGACAAAACCUCUUUGGGUAUAUAUGAACAUUGAUGUACAUCCAAUGAAGAAGAACCCAGCACCCACGGGAGACCUACAUGAGGAGGAUGUUGAGCCAGUUGCUCAGGCAGAAAUGACAGUGGACAGAUGUUGAUUAGCUGAAAGCAUUAUUUUAAAAAAGAUGAAUAGCAAAGAAACUGCGUCCUUAGUAUGACUAAUAUUGCAAUGGGGCCAGCUAUUUCCUAUCAGAUUAACAAUAAAUGCAAGUCAAUCAGUCCCAGAGAUACCUCAGUAAGCCUACUCCCCUACAGUAGCAAACUUGACGUCUGUUAUGUGUAGUCUCUCAGGCCAGAAACCCUUCUGUUUCUAUGAGAAAUUGUCUGUUAACACUGCCGGCUGUUGUAUGUCUUUUAAUUAAAAGAAAAUAUUUCAUAAAACUGUAGAAGCUGCAGACAGCCUCAUUUAUUUUUAUAGAGCAGUGAUAAAAAUAGUGUAUCUUCCUCUCACAUACAUACAUACAUACACACAUGCCACUCCUUGUCCCUGGCAAAUGGUUAUACUUUGGGCAGAACAAAAUUUUCCCAAAGUCACAAGCUGAAAAAGACUCUAAGCCUCUAUUUUAUAGGGAAAAGUCAAUUUUACCUCCACAGGCUUCCUCUGGAAUUCACUUUUGCUAAAAUUAACCUGGCAAGUAAAUGGUCAACUAGCUAAAGAUCACAGAAAUUAUUUCUACUAAGGAAUCAUUUGGUGUCCAGUUUUAAAGCUCCUUUUUCAUUAAAAACGAAAACAAACAAAAAACCCACCUUUUCCUGAUAGCCAGAGUUAGUGGAGCUGAUGUAUAUUUUUAUUCUCACAGGCCAUUUCUUUAUACCACUCUGUGACUCAGAGGAAAACAUUUUCCCUUUCAUCUUGUAACCUCUGCCCAUUUUUUGCCCACUUUCUCACCAAUCUACUCUGUGAUUCCUUUCUUGAUGCCAUCCUUGAGCCCUGAUGAUUGAUCCCUUAUAAGCCAUAGUGGGCCCUUAAGGUCCUGUACCUCACUUUGUGAAAUACUGAUCUAAGCUGUCCCCACAAAUAUAAGAAUGAAUUCUUCAUUAUGUAGCCAAGAGCUUUGGCCACGGUUUAGGGGUUUUGUUAGCUGUUGGGUUUUUUUGUUUUUGUUAUUUUGUUGCUUUGUUUUUAGCAUUUCACCAAAAAUCUCACAAACUUACCCUAUGUAUCUACUAUAUUUAAGUUUUCCCAAAAGGAUAGAUUUCACGUACCAUGUCUUCUGCAUAGUAUUGAUGGAUGAGAGGCCGGUCUUCAAUGAAUCCCGCAACCCUUGUAAACAUACACACAACAAACAGUGUGUGAUUCAGUUUUCCUAUAAGAAAAAAAAGAUAAUUGGAGGUUUGAUUUUUUUUUACCAACAAUUAAACUUCAUUUUCCAAUCAUUCUUUUUCAGUUCAGUUUUUUUUUCUUCUUCCAGGCCUCAAAUUUUCAAGUGUUAUCAUAUUUAACAUCUUUUAAAACAGGGUCUAAUGGAAUAGCAUAUCUUCUGAAGAGAAAGAUGAGGGGUGUACAGCAUUGAAAGGCUAGUUUCUAGUUUCUAGUGCUUUUGCCAUCCUGCUAUAUGAUCAAAAUUCAUGUUCUGUGAUAGGAUAUCAUUUUUUCCCUACCUUUGUUCCUUCAAGGGCAGUUUCUCUUUUAAUGCUCCAGUGAGCCUUAUCCCAAUAAUCAAAAGUGGUUCUUUUUCUACAAAGUCAUUCUAAAAAGGGUAACAAAACAGGGAAACAUACUGGAAGCAACAGUCUAACAUGUCUCAAACCAUUUUGUCAUGACUCUUAUUUCCAUUUCUAAUGCACAGAUAUUUCUUCUUAACUUAGAAUUCUUUUUUAUGUUUCCUAAGACAUAAACACAGUUUUCAGCUUUGAUUUGCAAUGUUUUCAAUGAAUAGGGUUUGCGUGUACUCCCUUUUUUCCUGAAGGGAGAUUCACUUGCCCUGUAGCUUUCUGAUCUCUCAGGGGCUUGAGGAAGGGAGUGAGGAAACACUACCCAAACCAUAGCACUCUGAAGACUGACUGACACCUUUUGGGAUAACCACAGUACCCAACUGGGAACAUUAUUUUCUAAGUGUAGAUAUGUAAGCUGUUCUUUUAAAGUAAGGUACUAUGAAAUAUGUAGCAUAAACUGGUACUGCUGUUAAAUGGGUCGAUUAUUAAACUGAGCAGCUGUGUGUAGGCAGCUAACUUUGAAUGUGCACCCACCAAAGGCUGGUGUGUCCACAUCUUCACGCUGUGUGUACUAGUUGCCCAGUGUUUUUUGCAUGUUACAGUUACAUCCUUCAAAAACAUUUUGGUAGGAUUAGAUCCCUAUCCCUUACCUUGACUCCAAACAAGAGAAUGAUAGCAACCUGAAGGCCAAUCCAUAGCACAAACAAAAUAUCAAGUUAGUCUUUUCUUCCUUAUAUCCACCCCCAUCCUCUCCUCAAAGCCUUUAUAGUGAGAUCCAUUUAAGUAGUAAAGGUGAGACAUUACCUAAAAGGCAGAGGCUGAGGGUAUCCUCUCCAUGUGUAUUCAUUUUCUAAUGUUCUGAACUUGUCAACAUAAAAUAAGCCCUCACCCUUGUGAAGUAUCUUCAAGGAACAGAGAUGUAGCAACAGCACCUUUUUGGGUAAGAAAUCCAUAUUUCAUUUAAAGCCCUACAUUCAAAGUUAGCUGCCUUUUUUUUUGAAAUAAACAAAAAAAUACUACUGUAUGUUACUUUGAAAAUGUGAAUAGUAUUUUUAUAGCUUGUUAAAGACAUGGCUAGUUGCAUUUGUAAAUAAGGGUAAUGUUGCUUUUCUUUUCUUUUGUGGACAUCUUUAAUUGGAACAUAAUUGUCUUUAGGGUUGAUUUGUAUAUAAGUAAUUGGCUUGUGAUUUUUUUCUUUUUGGUUGGGAGGUAUCAUUUUGACAUUCUGUGUGAUUCCGUGUUUAGCACUAUUGUGGCGUGUUCAAUUUCUGCAUUUGCUUACACAAUAGGAUAUGCCGAUUGUGUGUGGUGUAAUGUUCUUUUAACAUUUUUUUUCUAUUUCAGCUAUGAAGGAUUAUGCACUUAACACGUACUAACUUUUUAAUAUUAGGUAUAUAUUUUAGUAUAAUUUCCCCCUUUUCUUUUGUUUUUUUUUCUCAAAAAAAUCACAUUUCCCCUUUACCUUUUUUUCUGUUGUUUGAGAAUGAGGGAGAAACAAUAUCAUUAAUUUGUGUGAUUUAGGCUCUAUUUCAGUUCUUUCUCAAGUUCCAUCUUUUGGGUCUUGGGUAAGAGCUUUACUUGUUUAAGGCAAUUGUAGAAUGUGACCUGCUUUGCCUCAUUCCACUCUGAUCAUCCCAGCUGAACAAUUUGAAAACUGUUCUGCUUUUUUGUUACAUGAAUCUGUCAGAAAUAUAUUUUUAA
This is a messenger RNA of Trichosurus vulpecula (common brushtail), 9713 nucleotides long. RefSeq names its product receptor tyrosine-protein kinase erbB-4-like. Gene Ontology annotation, molecular function: ATP binding; transmembrane receptor protein tyrosine kinase activity; epidermal growth factor receptor binding. The coding region runs from base 1 to 1590 and encodes 529 amino acids. The transcript is spliced from 8 exons. Gene Ontology annotation, cellular component: signaling receptor complex; basal plasma membrane. The record is from RefSeq and is a predicted model, not a curated record. Lineage: Eukaryota; Metazoa; Chordata; Mammalia; Diprotodontia; Phalangeridae. Gene Ontology annotation, biological process: positive regulation of cell population proliferation; cell surface receptor protein tyrosine kinase signaling pathway; multicellular organism development.